Molecule: messenger RNA, 1269 nt
Organism: Camelina sativa (false flax)
Lineage: Eukaryota; Viridiplantae; Streptophyta; Magnoliopsida; Brassicales; Brassicaceae
Source: RefSeq, a predicted model, not a curated record
UCUUCUUCUUCUUUUCUUCUUCUUCACACACUAUCACUAUGGCUAACGAAACAUCAACUUGCGUUUUUAUUACGACGAACAAACAUACACAUUUUGGUAUUCUUUUGAACGGAGACGAUUCUGUUUCCGUUUUCAAAGAAAAAAUAAGCAUGGAGCACCAACAAUGCUUCCCUAGUUUUGGGAAAAUCUCUGUCUCUGCCUUGAAGGUUGACUUGGGAGGUCAAUUUUAUCACCUAUCAGACUCGAUUAUUUUGAGCCAAGCUAUCCAAGGCAUCAGAAACGACGACUGGUACCUUUUCGUUGAUGUUGAGGUGAAUGGUGAGAUGCUGCCUAUUACUGCUCCUUGUUCAAACCCUGAUCCGAAUCUGAUUACCAAAGUCACUGAGGAAAAGACCAAAAAGAGGAAACUCAAAAUUUCGGCUAGUGACAAAAAGUCUCAAAAGAAACCCGCUCUUGGGGAUGCUACAAGUGGCAAAGGAGUUGUUGAAGCCAUCGGUAUAGACGUUGUAAAGGAUUUAACAAAUGUCACUGCUCCGGCGUUAGAAGCUAUGGAUGGCGUUCAUGAGAAUCCCAAAGUAGACCUUGGAAAGGAGGUAACAAAUCUUCUUUCUGAAGCGAUAGGAAAAGCUUGUCCUACAAGUAAUUUGGAGGCUAGUAGCUCAGCUGGACUUGAGAAAAGCUCAAAAGAUCAGAUUGAUCUGUCUCUUGUUGCUCAGAAUGAAGGCCUGAAAGAUGGCAUUGUUGCAACUUCUGAAUCUGUUCCAAGCUCGAGUGGAGGAAAGAUUACCAAUACUCUUGUAUUAUUGGCAGAUCCAAGAGCAAAAGAGAUUGGUGCAAAGGACAUUGGUGAAAAAGAUGCUGAUGAGGCUAGCAAAUCUGUGAAGGCUACAAAAAAAAUAAUGACAAAGAAAGCUAAGGCACCAGCUAAAGAAGAAACUGAAGGUUCUUCUAGCGCGCCCAAAGUUGAGCCUGGUGUUGUUGUCAGUGACCCUCAGGAGAACGUGGGCAAAGUUGAAAAGAAGUCAAGCAAGAAAUCAAAGAAGAAACCAUCUUCGAAUGUUGUGGAGGAGUCUUGAUUGUUGUCAUCUUUGAUUUAACAAAAAAAUUGCUCUGCUACUGUGCUACUUUUAUCUAGUUUUCUGUCUUUUUGUUUUUCUCUAUUGCUACCUGAUUUCCCUAGUUUCAAAAACUUAUUUGCUGGUUCUUUUCUUUCAAAGAAUCGUUUAGGUUGUUUUCUUGUUUCUGUUUUGUUAUAAUGCAUGAUUUCAU